CCUGGACCGCACUCUAUACCCUGCGCUUCCUGUCACGUGAUUCUGGUAAUCAUCUUGUUCUUGAGCAACUGCUGGAGAGCUGAGAGCGCCAUCCCGAACAGAGACACGGGAGCCGAGUAUAGAGCUCGCACCACCGGGGACCCAACACAGGGGAGAGAGACCACUGCCAAUCAAUCUAUAUCAGGAGGAGCAAAGAUUGAGAGCUCUGUGCCAGAGUGCGGGGAAUAGAAGGUACAACGAGUCACUAGAGGAUGGGGGCAUGCACAGUGCAGGAGGGUACAGGGGGCAUGCACAGCGCAGGAUGGUACAGGGGGCCUGCACAGUGCAGGAGGGUACAGGGGGCAUGCACAGCGCAGGAGGGUACAGGGGGCAUGCACAGUGCAGGAUGGUACAGGGGGCAUGCACAGCGCAGGAGGGUACAGGGGGCAUGCACAGUGCAGGAUGGUACAGGGGGGCAUGCACAGUGCAGGAUGGUACAGGGGGCAUGCACAGUGCAGGAUGGUACAGGGGGCAUGCACAGUGCAGGGGGGUACAGGGGGCAUGCACAGUGCAGGAGGGUACAGGGGGCAUGCACAGUGCAGGAGGGUACAGGGGGCUUGCACAGUGCAGGAGGGUACAGGGGGCAUGCACAGCGCGGGAUGGUACAGGGGGCUUGCACAGCGCAGGAGGUUAGAGGGUCAUGCACAGCCAGGAGGUUAGAGGGCUCGCGCACAGCGCAGGAGUGUUGGGAGGGGUCAUGCACAGCGCAGGAGUGUUAGAGGUCAUGCACAGCGCAGGAGGUUAGAGGCAUGCACAGCGCAGGAGGUCAGAGGGGCAUGCACAGUUUAGGAGGUCAGAGGGGCAUGCACAGCGCAGGGAGAGGUCAGAGGGGGCAUGCACAGCGCAGGAGGUCAGAGGGGGCAUGCACAGCGCAGGAGGUCAGAGGGGGCAUGCACAGCGCAGGAGGUCAGAUGGGGCAUGCACAGCGCAGGAGGGUACAGGGGUCAUGCACAGCGCAGGAGGUCAGAGGGGGCAUGCACAGCGCAGGAGGUCACAGUGGGCAUGCACAGCGCAGGAGGUCACAGUGGGCAUGCACAGCGCAGGAGGUCACAGUGGGCAUGCACAGCGCAGGAGGUCAGAGGGGGCAUGCACAGCGCAGGAGGGUACAGGGGGCAUGCACAGUGCAGGAGGUUAGAGUCCUGUCCCCCCUCUUCCGUACUAAUUCAUUGUCCCCACACCCCCCUCUGUACUAAAUUCCGCAUACCCCCUCCCCUCUAUACUAAAUCCCAGCACCCCUCUCUAUCAGGGAUCAACCGAUAUCGAUUUUUAGAGCUGUUACCGAAAAUCUGUGAACUUUCAGGCCGAAAGACGAUAGCUUAUCUUUAUUCUGUACAUUUACUGUUUUUAAAGGAAAAAAAUUUUUGCAAAUCUUUUUUUUUUUUUUUAUUUAUUAAGUGGUAAAUGUACAAAAUAUAAAUGUCAUAUUUUUUUUUGAUGCUUUCAAGAAUAUUUCUGUGUGUGUUUCUGUAGUUGAUGCAGUGUGUUUGUGUGUAAAUAUGUGCGGUAGGAACACCCCAUUCCCACAGACUUCUCCUCUCCGGCUGGGUAAUUUUGGCAGAGUAGACACCUGUAAUGUGGGGAGAGCAGUUGCCUACUCUGCUUUACUAAGCAUGGCAAACUCGCGGCUCGCUGGGCCGCAAAAAUAUUCAUUGUGGGCCGCGAGUUUGACAUGCUUGAUGUAGGAGGUGGAGGUGGUAUGCAUGUACACGUGAAUCCUACAUACGGCACUCCAUUGUUUUUUUUCAUGUACUAUCUCGCAUCACAUUGGAGGGAUAUUUGUUGAGCAAAACAGUAGAUCUGACUACCACAGAUACUAGAGAGAAAACAAAUUAAUAUUAACUAUGUUUUAAUGGGGUGUAUGUUUAGUUUGCUGUCUACUUUUUACUAUGUAGAAAAUAUAUUCUCAACAAAUUGUAUUCAAAACGUAUAUACCAAGCAAUACUGAGAAAUGUAAACUUUUUUUUUUUUUUCUUCUUCGUUGAAGAUCUAAUGGAGACAUGCGAUCAGGAAAGCUCGGAGACGGCAGAGGGAACAAUGAAUGUUAAUGUAGACUAUUUACAGCAGCUUAAAGAUCUUGACAUUCCUGAAGAAGAGGCCAAAAAGGUAAAUAUUUAUUCACUUAAAAAAAAAAAAAAAAAAAACAUUUUUUAUAAUUUUUGUGUAUUGAAGCAUUUGUAUGUUCAAGACAGACUAAACUGUAUUAUCUGAUCACCCUUCAUCCCUUUCUUUCUUCUGUUUAGGCACUUAUUCUAACUGGAAAUGUCUCUGCAGAAGAGGCUGCCAUAUUUUAUUUUGACAGUCUAGAGGACCAGAAUCCAGUAAGUAAUUUUAAUUUACACAUAAUAAACUAAUGGGCUUACUCAAACCAGUAACUGGGGGAUAAUUAAAAGUGAAUUGCAUAUUUUAGGCUAAAGGUUAAAAAAAAACUGGACCCAGUAUGUGCAUUUAUUUUUAAUUUUCACCUUGCCUUUGUGUGUAGAGGGGAAAACAAAGAAUAGUGUAAAUUAGGGUUAAUUCAAUUCAUUUAAGAAGAAGAUGCACUCCACUGUAUUUGUAAAAAAAAUAAAAAUGUAUUGCAUCUCAUUGAGAAGGGUGGAAGGUAUCUUAACAUACCUGCCACUUCUAUUGGCUCUGUUAUAAAAAUCGUACUCUAUCUAGCAGGUAUUUUAUAAUAUAGGUUAACUAAAUUAUGAAAUUAAUAUUCACAAAAAUGUCAAUUUGAAAUUAUAAUAACCUUAAAUACCAAGUAUAAAAUUGACUUUACAUUAAUUGCUUCCUUUUUAUUAAUUAUCAAAAUAAUUUAUUUAAUGAAGCUGAACAAACUAGUUUAGUACAAUGAAAAGUUACAUUGAUUAAAUGAAAACGUGACCCUUUCUCAUGUUAUAAAAAUGGCACAUUAUAUAUGUAUAUCAUGUUGCCAAUCUUUUAUUUGGAGAUGUGGUGUCAUGCAGAAUGUUCCAAUAAGAGAGAGAGAAAAGGACAUUUUACAAAGACUUAACUAGUCUUCUAUUCUGUACCUUUGAUACUCGGUCCAUCCCAUCUCAUGUGAUGUUGCUUAAGACUACAUGGCUUCCUCCAGGAUAAAGUGGGUAUGGGUUAGAGAGGGGGUAAUAUGUUCCAGUUGGUGUCUCCAUAACAAGACUGACCAGUUGCUUCUUACUAGGGCAUUACAUAAAACUAAAAUCAUGUAACUUUGAUCACAAAGUAACCAGCCAUUGCAGUCCUUCUACAAUGUGCUAAUCAAAUGGGAAGUAUGCAGAAAGCUUAUUUGAGCAGGGUCCUCUUUAACUUAUCGUUCCUGUAAAAAAUUUUGUAAUUGCCCUAUUUAUAGUUAAAUCCCCCCCCUAUUGUAAAGCGCAACGGAAUCUGUUGGCACUAUAUAAAUGGCAAUAAUAAUGACUAUACCGUAGCAUAUUUACCAUGGCAGAAUUUGAGGUGCUUGCAUUGGUUUUGCUAACUCUGUGAAGCUUACUGAACUAGAAGCAAACCUCACUGGCUGUCCGUUUCUACAUCCAAUUCUAAAAGUGCAGAUUUCUAUUGAAGUCAGCACAUUUAUUUUCUAAACGGUCAAAACAAGAGACACCAAGUUUUUUGUGUGUCUGGAGUAUUUCUUUAAAGGACCACUCUAGGCAGCUUAAUGAAGUGGUCUGGGUGCCAGGUCCAGCUACUGUUAACCCAUUUUUUAAUAAACAUAGCAGUUUCAGAGAAACUGCUAUGUUUAUGAAUGGGUUAAGCCUUCCCCUAUUUCCUCUAGUGGCUGACAGCCGCUAGAGGCGCUUGCGUGAUUCUCACUGUGAUUUUCACAGUGAGAGCACGCCAGCGUCCAUAGGAAAGCAUUAUAAAUGCUUUCCUAUGUGACCGGCUGAAUGCGCGCUCAGCUCUUGCCGCGCGUGCGCAUUCAGCCGACGGGGCGGAACGGAGGAGGAGAGAAGGAGGAGAGCUCUCCACCCAGCGCUGGAAAAAGGUAAGUUUUAACCCCUUUCCCCCUUCCAGAGCCGGGCGGGAGGGGGUCCCUGAGGGGGUCCCUGAGGGUGCCAGGAAAACAAGUGUCCUAUAGUGGUCCUUUAAGGCUAAAAUAUAUGAACAUUCUCCAACCUAAAAUGAGGCUAUUGCUGUCAAUUCUGAAGAAUUCAUAAUGAUUCAUGCUUGUGGUUUGUACGUAUGUUUUGCAUUUAAUUUCCCAAACGAAAAAUUAUAAAUGUCACAUUGGUCUAAUCGUUAAACGCUGAAUUUGAUUGUGCAGAAUUGGCUGAUCAAAUGAAUCCUGUUUCUGCCGUUCAUUUGAAAAUAUCUCAACUGAACUUCGGCCAAAUUGUUAAUGCUGUUAAUAGAAGAGUGGGUUUUGAGGGGAUUUAAUGUUGGAAUAACCUCAUGGAGUGAAAGGGGCUUGGGAGUAGCAUUAGCAUGACAUUGGGCCACGGAGGCUUAAAGUUUUAAUAUAAGUUCCCCAGGUCUGUAUCAGGUUAGCUGGAACGAAUAAAUGAAGGCACUUUGGUAGCGGCUCCGCCUGCUGAAAUGGUUUAAAACAGCAGCAUUUUGAAUAGAGCCUACAGGAUUUCAUUGAAGAUCCUAAGGAUGCUAAAAUAUGUUACAUAAAGAGUAGGAUUGUGCUAAAUUUAUAGAUCUUGAAAUAGAUUUUUACAAACCACUGCAUACACAACAAAGGGGUGUUCAUAUCCUUAUGCUGCAAGUACAGAGAAAAAGAAAAUUACAUUUUAGUUCCUUUAUACUAAUAAUUUUUUGCCCCUACUCCUUACGUUAAUGCUUUUUUUUUUUUCUCUGGUGUAUUGUAAGAUGUCUAAAUUUUACAAUUCCGCUUCCAUUUGCUACAAUUUAGAAUUUCCAUAAUAUCCCUGUUCAUAACAAGCAAGUGGGUAAAAGGAUUAAUUCAACUGACUAGUGCUAGAAAUUUAUUUUAAGACCUGGAGGCUUUUAUUGUGCGUAACUCUCUUUCUCUACUUAAACACAGCAGCAAAGAAAACAAUCAAUAAAAAGUGGUUUAGUCAAGAAUAGAAGAAUAUCAUUACACGUGUAAUAUUUCUAUUUGUUUUGCUCUUUUGAUGCAUUGUACAUUUUUUUUUUUUAUUUAUUUUUUUUUUAUUUAUUUUUUUUGUUUUUGUUUUUUUUAGGAAGGGGAUGAAGAUCAAAACUAUUACAAAAUGGUGUUUGUGGUGAAUAUGGAGCUGCCAAUGGGCAUGGGAAAGGUAACUUUUUUUUAUUUUGCUGUUCUGUUAAUACACAAUACAGAGUAUAUAGAUAUAGGAUCCUUCUACUUUGUAAUGACAUGAUCCCUGGUUUCCUAAGCCGUAAGAAACAGAGGACAGCCACACAUUACCAUUCACAGUUCUACGGGAACUAGGCAUCAGAACCCCCAGUUGUUGUUGUUGUUGUUGUCUUUGUAUAUAUUACUAUUAUUGUUGUUAACCAUAUUUGAAUUGGUGUUUACAGCAAAUCAUAGAUUGUACGACGACUAUCCACCAUACUGCAUAAUCUGGUGUUUCAACAGAUAUUGCUACAUUUGGUGGUUCAGCACACAGAUAAUCAAUGUGCUAUAACACAUUCUUGAGAAUAUGUACUAAAACCACGCGUUAUUAGUUUGUAAAGGCAGAUCAACCACAUUCAUUAUCCAGUAGUUCACCUGAUAAUCCAAAAUGGAAGCAAGUUCUAUUACUGUAUAAUUUAAUUCAUAUUUUACAAAUGAUUUGUUUACCGACAAUACUAGUCUUCAUUCUUCAAUAAAAAAUCUUUCUGGUACAAGCAAAUUUUAUCUAGCCUUUAAAGUCUGGAAUAAGCACUAAAUACCAUUUUUAGCCACUGAUUUGUAAUUUUUUUUUAUCACCAAUUUAGUUGGGAAAAACAAUGGAGAAAAUACAGUAUUUAUCAUAUAGAGAUGUGUCUGCCACAGUAGAAAUGCUUAAGUUAAAAAUAGCACAUGAGGAUCUAAUUCUGUUUAUGGCUGAGCUCAAACACGUGUUCUCAGAUCCUGCCCACUGACAAAAAAAAAUAGAUUGUGUUGACAAGCUACAGUGUGAAAGAUGCAUAGAGGGGAGCAGUGGUGUUGCCAUGGUAACUGGCAUAGCACUUUUUUUUUUUUUUUUAUUCCUCUGUUUCUACAUUAUUAGUUAAACAGAGAAAACUGAUUCCUAAUAUUGUAAAUGCCUAUGCAAAAAAAUAACAAUAAUACAAAAACUUGUUUAUUCACCAUUAUGCAUCCUAUAGUUUGGCUAUUUUAGUGUAGGGGCAAUUGUUCUUGAAGAAUGACCGCACACUGUGUUUUGGGGCUGUGAGGUAUGAGAUGUGCGUGCCUCACUAAAAAUGGUAUGAAAUGUCCAUGGUGUUCUAUUUUAAAUUUGUAACUAUAGAAGACAUUGCCAAUCUCACAAACUAUUAAAAUAUGUUCAAGAGAGAAAAACGUUGUAUUUCUCUCGCUAAUUCUAUAUCAUUUUUGGGAGAAAACUCUCUCACUUGCUGAUAGGCUUCCCGACACAGUGCUGCAGUUAAAACACUAAUGAUGAGAGGAAUGACAUGGUGGGCUAGUACUGGGGAAAUAGCAGGUUCACAGCUGUUACAGAAUUCUAAUUGUUAUUGUAACGUCACAAACUGUGAGAUUGUAAAGCAUUGUGGGAGUUGUAGUUAUUCAAAGGAUGGGAUCUCUGUUCCUUCCACCCUCAUAUUAGUAAAUUUAUUUGAAAGGUACAUUGAUAUACAGGAGAUGUAACUGUAUGUUAUAGACCAAAACGGUAUUUAAGCAUAUUUUUUUACAAUUAUGAUAUCAAGCUUAUUAUAUGUCAAAAAUAAAAUUGAAAUUGUUUGUUUCCCUUCUAAAUGCAUUAUUUUGAGGUAUUUCAAAGAUUCUGUAUACAAUUAAAAGGUGAAUACUGCUCUCCCAAAGCUGGAUGUAGCAAUUAAUUUGCAGUCACAGAGCUCUAUUAUUUGAGGAACUGCAAGUGUUCAAAACAGUAUAUAUUAAAAUUAACAGGCUACCAACAUAGCAGUCAUAAAUGUUUUUUUAUAUGGGACAUAAAUCCAAAUACCUUCAACCUCAAUGUACAACUUAGGAUAUUGGGGCCAAAACACCUGUCCUAUCCCUGUAGGCUCGAAUAAAAGAUAAUUUUCUGCAAUAUACUUUUUGGCUUAUUGAGUCCAUCUUUCUAAAUGAUACAGUAUAAUUGGUAACAUUUUUACUCUCUCUUGAUAUUUCUACAAUUGAUGAAUUUUAGGGAAAGAUUUAUUAAAACAUGUGCUGUAUCAGAGCAAUCGCCAUGGAAACCUAUAGAAUCAUUUUCAACAUUUAGCAAUUUGCACCCAAAAGAACACCUGUUUUUUUUUUUCGUUUUUUUGUUAAAUUUCACCGUAUAUGUCUUCACUUAACUUAUGUGCCCAAUAAUCUAGCACAUUAAACUGUUUAUUGCUUACUUCACAUGUAUUAAGCUGAAAAUUAAUUUCAUUGAAAAAAAAAUGUAAUUUGGUUUUGUGAUUUUGCAAAUAAAGAUUGUGAAAUCAAUGUUACUCUCCCAGGUCGCGGCACAGGUGGGACAUGCAGCAGUUGGUUUAUAUCAGCUUCUACUAAAGGAAUCAAAGACGAGGGAUGUGGCCUGCAAAUGGGAUGAAUAUGGGUAUGUUUACUAGGAAACCUCACCGUGUUUCUCCCCUCCCCCCACCCUCUAUUCAAAGGAAACUGUAUUUUUGCUCUCUUUAAAAAGCAUCAAAUUGUGUGUGUGUGUGUGUGUGUAUAUAUAUGUAUGUAUGUGUGUAUAUUCUAUAUAUUUGUGCUAGAUUUGUAGUAUAGAUUUGUAGUAAUGCCAAUUUACAAAUGGAUAUUUAUCUCUCCUGUCUAUCAAUUCUUAGCCAUAGACUCUGUGGUAAAAAUUUGAUAAAGGAUAGAAGAAUACACCACCCACAGAUCUGCUUCUGCUCACCCUGCAUAUUAACCACAAUGCAUGCUGUGAAUAAAAUGAAUCAGUUCACAUUUGGAAUUUAAAACAUGAAUACCUAUGGUCAUGUCAUGUAUAGCCUUUCACUUUGUCACAGAACACUUUUUCUCAUAAAUCCUGACCCUAAUACUAUCGCUUACUGUAAAUUUUAUUACUGACAGUUUUUAUGGACCUCCUCAUACACUGGUAAUGGGGCAGAGGUGUGUGGGUAAGGGUGAUGCAAAGUUUAGAAACGUGAUCAUAAGUGUGUGUGUGUGUGUGUGUGUGUGUGUGUGUAUGUAUGUAUAUAUGUGUGUGUGUGUGUGUGUGUAUAUAUAUAAAUUUUUUAAACAAAAAAACUUGCUUUAUCAAAACUAUUAACUGAGAGCAACAUGUAAUAUACAAUAGGGGGUAAUGGGCAGAACUCGCAUGAACCAGAGCCCUAUCUCCCCUGGCUCUGCAUUUGAAAAGUUCCACUGGAGAGGGAAGUAUCCCACACUGUGCUGACACGAUCUGGAUGGUAUACUCCCAGUAAGCAGAUUAUUCUAUGCACUACAGGACAGAGGGAGGCAGAAACCCCUAGUACCGUUCUCAAUUUAUUAUAAAAAAAAUUUGUGGGUAUGCCAGUAAAAACUACCCACAUACAAGCAUGUAAGGACAGUGUUAAACGGCUUCCACCAUUCAAUACAGUUACUUCCGGGUUUGCCAGUCUCAAUCACGUGAUCUCUUCCAGGUCCGCCUCUACAGUGACUUAACACUUAACCCGUUUCGAGGUCAGAAGAAGCCCAGGCGGGCCUAACGCGUCACAUGUGACGUUAUAGGAGAGGCGGACCUGGAAGAGACCACAUGAUCGAGACUGGCAAACCCGGAAUUGACUGUAUUGAAUGGUGGAAGCAGUUUUACUCUGUCCUUACAUGCUUGUAUGUGGGUAGUGGCAUACCCACCAUUUGUUUUUGUUUUUUUUGGUUUAGAACUAUUUUGUGGUCCGUUCAAGCGUGCUCAAUUUUGGUAAUAUUCUUAUUUGUGUAUACAUCUUUGUGUCACUGUGGUACAGUGCAGCUGAACGGAGUGCCUCAUCACCUCUAUAGCGCUUAAACACUUUUUGAUUUCUAUUGAAAGCAACAUGUAUCCACAAUGCGUAAAGAAAAUGUAAAUGUCUUGCUUUAAGAUAUCUUUCUAAUGUUGGUAUAUCUUAUUAUGCGUUGUUUUCUAAUGUAUAGAUAAUAGGGAGAUAAAGUGGGGAUACCCAGAAUUGGCUAAAUUUCAUAGACCUAGACUGUCACCUAAUUUUCAACAGCCGUAACUCCCACUGCAAUGGAGAAAAUUACUCCACGGAUUUACUAAUUUCUCAUCAAUCAAAAAUUAAAAGUUAGACAAUUGUUACCGCAUAUACAAUUUUUAAAAUAAGUUUGUUAACCCCUUAAGGACACAACUUCAGAAAUAAAAAGGAAUCAUGACGGAAUAGUUCCGUCAUGUGUCCUUAAGGGGUUAAAAAAAGAUUAGGAAAACCUUAUCCCUACCUUAGUAUUUAACAGGAUCAAUCUGCCAUAUACAUACUAAGGAUUGACCGAUUAUCGGUUCGUCCAGUAUUCUGUAAUUUCGGCAAUAUCGGUAUAUAGAGAUACCGAUAUUGCCGAUAAUACAUACCAGGACCGCCCGGCUCAUUACAAGCCAGGCAGUCCUGGAGGGCCCGCAGCAAGCUCUUACUUACCUUCCUUUCAGCUCCCCUGUGUAUACACACUACACAAACAAACACACUCUGCAUUUAAUAUAUACACACACUACACAAACACUGCAUUCACUAUACACACACUACAUUCACUAUACACACUGCAUUCACUUUAUGCACAUUACACACUGCAUUCACUUUAUGCACAUUACACACUGCAUUCACUAUAUGCACACACUGCAUUCACUAUAUGCACACACUGCAUUCACUAUAUGCACACACUGCAUUCACUAUAUGCACACACUGCAUUCACUAUAUGCACACACUGCAUUCACUAUAUGCACACACUGCAUUCACUAUAUGCACACACUGCAUUCACUAUAUGCACACACUGCAUUCACUAUAUGCACACACUGUAUUCACUAUAUGCACACUGCAUUCACUAUAUGCACACACUGCAUCACUAUAUGCACACCUGCAUUCACUAUAUGCAAUACACUGCAUUCACUAUAUGCACACACACACUGCACACAUUCACUAUAUGCACACACUGCAUUCACUAUAUGCACACACAUCACUAUAUGCUGUAUUCACUAUAUGCACACACUGCACUACUAUAUGCACACACUGUUCACUAUAUGCACACACUGCAUUCACUAUAUGCACACACUGCAUUCACUAUAUGCACACACUGCAUUCACUAUAUGCACACACUGCAUUCACUAUAUGCACACACUGCAUUCACUAUAUGCACACACUGCAUUCACUAUAUGCACACACUGCAUUCACUAUAUGCACACACUGCAUUCACUAUACGCACACACUGCAUUCACUAUACGCACACACUGCAUUCACUAUACGCACACACUGCAUUCACUAUACGCACACACUGCAUUCACUAUAUGCACACACUGCAUUCACUAUAUGCACACACUGCAUUCACUAUACGCACACUACACAAACACACACUCUGCAUUCAUUAUAUACACACACUGCAUUCACUAUACGCACACUACACAAACACACACUCUGCAUUCAUUAUAUACACACACUACAUUCACUAUAUACACACACUCACUGCAUCCACUACACAAACACACACUGCAUUCACUAAUCAAAUACUCUCACUGCAUCCACUACAUACACGUACAUUCUUGAAAAUGGUACAGAAUAUCGGCUAAUUGGCCUGGAAGUUCCGAGUAUCGGUAUCGGCUCUAAAAAAAAUCAAUAUCGAUCCAUCCCUAAUACAUAAACCUUGAAACAGACAGUCUCUAUGGUCUUCACUGCUUCUGAACAAAGGUAUACAUGUAUGUAUAAAGUUUGAAGGAUCCUGUCAUAAAAGUAGGGAUGAAUUAUUAUUUUUUUCUUUGAACAUAUACUUCAUUGAACAAAAAAAAAAAAAGAGUGCAGUUCUAGGAACAACUAAGAUACUGUGCAGAACCCUCAGACUCAUACGCCUCUCGGAGGACCCGAGAAUAUAAUAUAAAAUAAUAUAUUUUCAAAGAAUGAUGAAAGGAUUAUUUAUAUUUAAAAAGAAAAAUAAUUUUUCGUUGACAGCUGUCCUUUAAUUUCAAAUCAAAGGAGUCAAAUUAGCCAGACAAAAAACAGCUGACUACUUAAUGACACUAUCAGGAUUUCAGUGCCAGCUGUUUGUCUUGAUAACUUCCUUGUGGGUUGUACGAUGCCAUGCGUUUAGACUGGAAGAAAAAGAUUUCGUCUAAGGCAAAGGAAAGGUUUUUUUACUGUAAGAACAAUCAGGAUGUGGAAUUCUCUGCCUGAAGAAGUGGUUUUAUCAGAGUCCAUACAGAUGUUCACACAGCUACUAGAUGCAUACUUGCAAAAACAGAAUAUACAAGGAUAUAAUCUUUUAAUUUAGGAUAAUAACUGCUUGAUCCAAGGAUAAAUCUGACUGCCAUUCUGGGGUCAAGAAGGAAUUUUUUUCCUAGCUUGUUGCAAAAUUGUGCUUCAAACUGGGGGUUUUUUUUUGCCUUUUGGAUCACAGCAAAAAACAAAUGUGAGGAAGGCUGAACUUGAUGGAUGCAAGUCUCUUUUCAGCUAUGUAACUAUAUAACUAUCCUUUUGAUAUAACUUUAAUAGGGAUUGUUUAUAAUGUAUGUCUCUAAAUUGACCCUAUAAAAAUGCCAAUAUUGCUUCAGUCAUUAAUGCACUGAAAUUCUGAAAAACCUUGCUCAUAAAAGGUUUCAUUUAUCUUUUUCUUCUUAUUCAUCUAUUACUGCUUAUUUCAUUACUGCUUACAUGAAUUCCAUUAUGUCACGUGAGCAGUUUAUCUAAUAAACUGCUUACGCAUAUAGUUGUCUUAAAAAACCCCACGACAUUUACCUGGCUAUCCUCAGAUUUGUAAUUCUUAGAUCUUUUUCUUCUGUAUGCUUUAUGAGACCUGCACCUGUUCAACAUGUAUGUAACAUGAGAGUUCAGUGUUUUGCUGAGACAUCUUUUUUUUAAUCUAAUCCAUUUAAUUAACAAGUGAAAGAUGGAUUUCUGCUUAUCAUGUGAAAACACAAUAUACUGUAUAUUAUUGUAUAACUACAUCACCUGUUUUUUAUUUAUUUUCCCCCCCUCUGUGUAGGGCUAAGAAGGUUGUCCUUCAAGGUUCUAACACCACUCACCUAUUGGAACUGCAGGCUUUGGCACUUAGUAUGAAUUUACCAACGUAUAUGGUGCAGGAUGCAGGCAGAACCCAGGUACGUGGAUAAGACAGCUGAAAUACAAGUCAUGACCCAUUACGCCCAACAGCUGUAGGUGUGUCAAAGCUGCAUUCAUGUUUUACUGGUUUCUUGUGAUCUGAUAUGAGCUCUUGAUGAUGUGUGGCCCAGACUAAAGAUUAAUUGUGCAGCCUGUAUCAUAUUGUUCACAUUCGGUAACAAGACAGCAGCGAGAGCUCUGUGCAGCAGUUAAAUGAACACACUUACCGCUCCACAACUUGCCUGCAUCAUAUUGUUCACAUUCGGUAACGAGAGCAGCGAGAGCUCUGUGCAGCAGUUAAAUGAACACACUUACCGCUCCACAACUUGCACACAAGAGGACUGAACUUACUCUCCCUAUUAAGUGGAGUGGGUUUGUUUAGAUUUAGAACUUUAGGUAAGAAAUUUAUGUAAAUAUGGUAAGAAAAAAUUCCAGCAGUUUAAUUUUGUGCAUGAAUUCUGUUUACGUCCAUUUAGCGAUAGUGAUUCUCGGAGACUGCUAACAUUACAUUUCACAUCAGAUUGCAGCUGGGUCAUAUACGGUCCUUUCCGUCAUCGGUGAAGAAGAAUGUGUAAAUAAAGUGACAGGAAAACUCAAGUUGCUGAACUGAAUAUGUGUAGGUAUCUGAACGGGAUCGACCCCGCGAGACCAGUGGAACUGGUGGAAGGAAGACUGGCACAACCAUCCCCAACACUUCGCCAUACCACAUGUGCAUAGCCUAUGUCUGCAUGGGCAAGUGUGAUGGGGCUGUUGUCAUCGGAUCCUGCACAUGAUCCAUUAUGUUCUAAAGCCCUCUUAAGCAAGUCAAAAAACAAAACACCGGGCUGGCAGAAAAUCCAUAGCCAUUGGUGCAAGCAAAGAUCACUAGUGAAUACAGUUAAGCACCUCUUCAGCCAAUCUAACUUUGUAUUAGUGCUGUAUAUACUAUAUUGUCUGGUAACAAACAGCUGUACAUUAACACUAAAUCAAUUUGUAUUCUGUGGACAUGUAUAUAAAUCCGUCUUAAACCCCUCCACCCAUCCUUAAAUGUAUGGGGCUGUUGUGUUGUUUUUGUUUUUUUUUGCUUAAACUGCCUCUUGACAUUUUCCUGCUUCACGUUUGUAAAAAUUGCCACAAACUAUUGAGGCCACAAAAUUGUAGCCACAGUUGCCAACAAUUAUGUAUUUUCUCUCUGAAAUAAACUGUUGAGUAUGUAUUGAACUUGGCAGCGCUGAUAGAUGUUUUAUCGUAAUAAUUGUCUGACCUGCUCUCAGCUUAAAGAAACCUUGCUAUGCAUACUCAAACUAUUUAUAAACUAUGAUUUAUUUUAUUUUUUUGCCAACACUUUUCUGAAGAGGUUUUGGCGCAGUUUAUUUCCUCACUCAUUUAACUCAUUUUUGAAUAUUUCUGCCAAUAUGGCAGCAUCAUGUUUUCAGAUAACUAAUGUGAUCACAAUAAUAAGAGAAUUUAACUGCCGUUUUUCAGGACCCUUUGAUAUAUCGCCAAUCUUGUUUUUCCUCCCCCAAUGCAAUGUAUCACUUCCUGGCCGUGCUAGGAAUGAACUGGAUGCAGAUGUCUGUGGCUAAAUCUAUUUGUACAAUCUAAUAUACAUUUAAAAUAAAUCCUGUGACAAAUGGGUGAAUUUCAACUCUUUUUCAGUGAUGUUAUUUCUAGAGAAGUGAGUUACCUUUUAAGUUGUUUACAGACGUUCACUGUAUUGCCAAUGAUAUAGUUAUAUUUUCCCAUAACUACCUAUAAAGUUAUGUUUUCUCUAUAUGUACCUUGAGCAAAUUAUUAGAGUAGAAAUGCUAGUAUUUUGAGAACAUGCUACUGGGUCUAAUACAAGUGUUGGAAGUAUUUUCAUUUUGUUUCCUCCCUGCAGAAAGCUUUUGAACAUUCCCACCUUCAUAAAUGUUUGGUGCUGAAACAUAUAAAAAUUUAAUUACCAAUUCUGAGCAUUCCUGUAAUGAGGUUGUCUAUGGUCUCAGAGCGAUGGCCGUUGAAAUUUUGAAGCCUCCGGUUGAUCCUCCUUUGUAGGAUGUUUCUGGGCAGAUUUUAAAAGCAAGUCUGCAAAUGCUUGUGCUUCAUUGGGUCUUUUAAAUAAUAAUAAACAUAGAAAAAAUAGCACGCCUGUAACACAUUGUUUAGUCUAGUCUAAAAUGUUUAUUACAACUGGUCAAUGAACUUGGGACGGGUGUGGGGGGUGUUUUGUGCUGUCAUUUUGUAUAGAAAAGUUAAAGUAAACUGUUCCUGCUUUUUGAUUAAAAUUUUCCAGUUGUGUGAUACUUGUGUGAAUUUUUUUUUUUUUUUUUAAUGCAAACAAUUUAAAUUUGUUUAAAUAACCUCAUAAGAAGCACUGUUUACAUGCCCAUGAAUGCUAUUGCACAUUUUAUUUACAUGAACGCCCUAAGCACCCUAACCAUUAGUGUGGUUAUGAGGCCGGGAGUCAAACAUUUUGCAAAAAAUGGACACUCAGCCAGCUUAGCCAGGGAACUCAUGGGAGCUCGUAGCUCUCCUGGAGGCUGUGACCAGCAAACUGUGGACCACAAACCAAAUGGUUUAACUACUUUCCCUGGGAGGGAGGCAGAACACAUAGCUACUGUAGUGUAGUGUUCCUUUAACAAUAUGUUUUGUUGUUGAC
Pelobates cultripes (western spadefoot toad) is the source of this 14944-nucleotide messenger RNA. The record is from the annotation of a GenBank genome assembly. NCBI's taxonomy places the organism in Eukaryota, Metazoa, Chordata, Amphibia, Anura, Pelobatidae.